CUCCGGAGAGCAGCCGCAGCAGCAGCAGGAAAAUAUGAAGCAGUGGCAAAAUCAAGAGCAGCAGCAGCAAAAAGGGCUGAUGUGUCAAGAUCAGCAGCAGAAAGGGCAUCUAUGGCAGAAAAAGCAGCAACAGCAGCUGCAAAUUCAACAAUCCUGGAUCCCCGACCAACAACAGCAACCACAACACCAGCAGCAGAAGAAUCAACAUCAACAAUCCCGGAACCCCAACUAUCAAGAACAACAGCAGCAGCAACAGCGGCAUCACCAGCAGCAACAUCAGCAACAGCAGCACCACCAGCAACAGCAACAACAGCAGCAUCAACAGCAGCAACAUCAGCAGCACCAACAACAGCAUCAGCAGCAACAGCAGCAGCAACAGCAGCAUCACCAGCAGCAGCAGCAACAGAAACAAACGCAUCAACAAUCCCAAAACCCUGAUCAUGAACAACAACAGCAGCAGCAGCAGAAACAACAGCAGAAUCACAAGCAGCAAUCUCAACAGCAGAAGCAGCUGAAGUGGCAACAGCAACAACGUAGACAGCAGAAUCAAAAGCAGCAACAGCAGCAGCAGCAAGAACAUCACCACGACAAGCAGCAGCAUAAUCAACACCUUCAGGUGCAGCAACACGAGCAACAGCAGCAAGAACAGCUGACACAUCGUCUCCCGUGA
Messenger RNA from Lethenteron reissneri (Far Eastern brook lamprey), 670 nucleotides. Its product is annotated as putative cyclin-dependent serine/threonine-protein kinase DDB_G0272797/DDB_G0274007. The record is from RefSeq and is a predicted model, not a curated record. Lineage: Eukaryota; Metazoa; Chordata; Hyperoartia; Petromyzontiformes; Petromyzontidae.